Molecule: messenger RNA, 894 nt
Organism: Drosophila mauritiana
Lineage: Eukaryota; Metazoa; Arthropoda; Insecta; Diptera; Drosophilidae
Gene: Ocho
Product: enhancer of split malpha protein
Exons: 1
Coding region: 102-551 (149 amino acids)
Biological process (GO): Notch signaling pathway; sensory organ development
Source: RefSeq, a predicted model, not a curated record
CUUAGAGACAGCAUCACACAGCAUCCGAACGUCGAAGCGAGAACAUCUCAGCACACUUCUACGCACUCACCACCAGAAAAUAUCUGAACGAAAUUCAUCUAAUGUCGGCCAUCAGCAAGCAGAAGACCCUCAACACCAUGUACAAGUCGAAAGUGUCGCCUUCACGUCGUUUGAAGAAUCUGCUGAAGCCGCUGCUCGGUCAAUUCUUCAACAUGAAGAAGGAGCAGCCCAAGCGGAGCUCCUACAUCGCCUCCGAGGAGAAGGAGGCCGAGUUCGAGUGGCUCAGCAACGAUAUGGACAACAUGGCCAACGAGCAUCUGGAGCAUCGCCUCAUCGAGGAAAUUCGACAGUGCGCCAAGGAAGAUGCCGUCAUCGUUUACAAUGAGAACGGAUCCGGGGAGCUGCACACCAUCGACCAGGAGGAUUACUAUGUGCCAGUGCAUUUUGCCCGCACCAAUGCCGGCACCUUCUUCUGGACAUCGGUGCAACCCAAGGCCUGCGAACCCUAUGCCAUCGAAUGGAACUUCCUGGACCGUUGGGCUCAAGCUUGAACGAAGUAAUCGCCUGGAGCUGCAACUUCAACCUUGAACGAAAAAUGGGUUUUUUCAACUUUCGAUUGGGAUAACUUCAACUGGACUGGAGCUCGGUUCUCCAGCGGGAUGGGUACUCCAGAGUUUGGGCACUUCGACUUUGGGUUCAUCGAUCUUGGACAGCGCUUUGCGGAAUUUCUAACACACUGGAAAUUCCCAAAAAAGCGAUUGGGCAUCCACAGAAUAUUGUGGCGGGAGGUAUUCCAGCAAUUAUUCCUUUUUGCAGUGCAAAAAUGGAUUUCAAUUGUUUGGAUUUUCAAAAUACAUUUGUAAACAAAAACUUAAAAUAAACAUUGAAAACAUA